AGGAAAAUGAAGCCCAGCUUCUCCUUGUGUUUAUUGCUGGCUGGUUUGUACACUGUUGCCUGGUGUCAUCAGCAUCCUCGUUACCACAAUAAGCAGGAUGAUCCUAAAGGGACAUAUUAUGCAGGACGCAGUUCUCAUGGGGAAGAAGUUUAUCCAGUUAAGAACAAAACCUUUGUCAAACUAGUUCUCAGCAAUGCUGAAUUUGCAUUUUCAUUUUACAAGCUGGUCGCAUCCGAAGAAACUGAUCAAAAUAUUUUCUUUUCACCCAUAAGCAUCUCUGCUUCCUUUGCAAUGCUGGCACUCGGUGCCAAGUCGGCGACACUGACACAGAUUUUGGAAGGGCUUGCGUUUAACUUGAAAAAGAUUCAGGAUCAAGAAGUACAUGAAGGGUUUUGUCAACUCCUCCGCAUGCUGAACGGCUCAGACAGUGAUCUCCAGCUGAGCCUGGGCAAUGCCCUUUUUAUAGAAGACACACUAAAACCACUACAGAAGUUCUUGGAUGAUGUCAAAAGCUUUUAUGAAUCUGAAGUCUUUUCUACUGACUUUAACAACUCGUCUGGGGCUGAGAAUCAGAUCAACAGUUAUAUUGAGGAAAAGACAAAUGGGAAAAUUUUUAAACUAGUGGAAAACCUUGAUCCUCUCACUGCAAUGGUUCUUGUUAACUAUGUCUUCUUUAAAGCCCAUUGGGAGAAACCCUUCAGCACUUCCUAUACAAAACAGGAGGAUUUUUUUGUGGAUCAGAACACAUCUGUAAAAGUCGACAUGAUGUAUCGAAAGGGUUACUACAGAAAUUUCUUUGAUGAAGAGCUGUCCUGUUGGCUGGUUCAGAUACCUUACAGUGGAAAUGCUGCAGCAUUAUUUAUUUUGCCUGACAAAGGGAAGAUGAAGCAGGUGGAAGAUGCCCUCUUGAAAAGGACUGUGUCUAAAUGGGAAAAGCUCCUCCAAGACAGAAAAAUACAUCUGCACAUUCCAAAAUUUUCUAUUUCUGGUACCUAUGAUGUGAAAAGGAUAGUUAAACAAGUGGGUAUUAUUGACCUGUUCACUGAACAAGCUGAUCUGUCAGGGAUUACUGAGGAGCCUGGACUGAUGGUUUCAAAAGUGAUCCACAGAGCAGUGCUAAAUGUUCAUGAGAAUGGCACUGAAGCAGCAGGGACCACAGUGAAGGAGAUUACCUGGAGAUCUGGCGAUUUUCCUCAUCCACCUCGAGUCAGAUUCAACAGGCCCUUUCUCCUGAUGAUUCUGGAUAAAUACACUCGCACUGUCCUCUUCAUAGGGAAAAUUGUAAACCCUCUGAAAAUGACUGAUCAAAUGAAGGCCACCCUCCCGCUGUGCUUGCUGGUGUCCAUGCUCCACCUCACUGUCCAAAGCCUGACCCAGACUGACCACCACAAUGACGAGCCCAGUGAAACUGACUCCCAGGAGCAGCAUCCCCUUGAGGGAUAUCCUCUUGAGUCCUGCCAACGGAUAGUCCCCAGCAACACAGACUUUGCCUUCCAGUUUUACAAGCAAGCAACCAGCCAAGAACCUGACAAGAAUGUUUUCUUUUCCCCAGUCAGCAUCUCCACUGCCUUUGCCCUGCUGGCCCUGGGCUCCAGAGCCACCAGCCGGGCUCAGGUGCUGGAAGGGCUGGCAUUUAACCUCACGGACAUCCGGGAGGAGGAGAUACACGACAGCUUUCGACAUCUCCUCCUCUUGCUGAACGGUCCCGGCAGCCAGGUGGAGCUGAGCAUGGGCAAUACCAUAUUCAUGGACAAGAACCUGAACCCACUGAAAUCAUUUCUGAAGGACAUCAAAAAAAUAUACAAAGGAAAAGUUGUUUCUAGUAAUUUUCAGAAUUCCACUGAAGCUAAAAACCAGAUCAAUGAUCAUAUAAAGAACAAAACACAUGGGAAUAUAAACCAAAUACUUAAAGACCUCGAUCCAAGCACUCUAAUAGUAAUUGUUAACUACAUUUAUUUCAAAGCCUACUGGGAAAAUCCUUUCAAUAUUAAAGGGACUCACAAGGAGUAUUUCUAUGUGAAUGCAAAGACCUCAGUUGAAGUGAAGAUGAUGACUCGAGAUGGAUUUUACAAAACAUACUCUGACAGGAAGCUGUCUUGCGAGGUGGUGCAGAUUCCUUACAAAGGAGAUGUUGCUGCAUUUUUUAUCCUGCCCAAUGAAGGCAAAAUGAAACACUUGGAAGAUGCCCUGACAAAAGACACUCUGUCUAAAUGGGAAAAAACACUUAAAAGACGGAGGAUAGAAGUGUAUAUUCCAAAACUAUCGAUUUUGGGCACCUAUGACUUAAAGAAGAUGCUAAUGAAUCUGGGUGUAACUGACGUGUUUUCUGACCUAGCUGAUCUGUCUGGAAUCACAGAAAAGCCUGAUGUGAAGGUUCCAAAAGCUGCUCACAAGGCCCUGCUGAAGAUUCAUGAGAAUGGCACAGAGGCUGCAGCAGUCAGUGGCACAGAUUUUGUUCCUCAUUCUGUUCCUCCUGUUGUUAAAUUCAAUCGUCCAUUCUUGCUGUUGAUUGUUGAUCAAUAUACUCAGAGCAUCCUCUUCAUGGGAAAAAUUGUAAAACCAACUGAAAAAUGA
Molecule: messenger RNA, 2574 nt
Organism: Eurypyga helias (sunbittern)
Lineage: Eukaryota; Metazoa; Chordata; Aves; Eurypygiformes; Eurypygidae
Exons: 8
Coding region: 7-2574 (855 amino acids)
Biological process (GO): negative regulation of endopeptidase activity
Molecular function (GO): serine-type endopeptidase inhibitor activity
Source: RefSeq, a predicted model, not a curated record